AUGACGCUGCGGUGUUCCUGUUGGAUUCCCAAAAAGAAUGAAGAGAAAGUUCGAAGCAUUUUGCGCUCCAUGGAAGUCACUGGCGACGAGCAGGGUUCGGCUUUUUUGUUAACUGAAAAAGACUCCGCGGCCGCAAUGCCUCCGACUUACUUCAAGUCCACGGAGUUCACUGACCCCAGCCAAAUGCUCGUGGACACGUACGGCGUUCCGCGCUACCAGGAAGCAAACCCUGCGUUUUUGACUUCGAUAACAUUUCCGUUUUUGUUCGGAGUGAUGUACGGGGACAUCGGGCACGGGGCGAUAGUGCUGCUGCUGGGGCUGUUCCUGCUGCUGCGGCAGCAGCAGCUGCUGCAGCAGCGCGGGCUGCUUGCUGCCUUCGUGCCUUACCGCUACCUCCUCUCCCUCAUGGGCCUUUUUGCUUUUUAUGCUGGCUUUCUUUAUAAUGACCUUUUCGCCCUCGGGGUGGACCUUUUCGGCUCCAGGUGGACGGAGGAGGGCCACGAGCCCAUCAACGGCGGCAUUCGCCUCAAGCAGCUUGGCGAGGACCCGUACCCGUUCGGGAUAGACCCGGCGUGGAAGGGCGCGACGAACGAGCUGCUGAUGGUGAACUCCGUGAAGAUGAAGCUGUCGAUUGCAAUUGCUGUUGUGCACAUGGGAGUGGGGGUGCUGCUGAAGGGGCUGAACUUGCUGUUUUUCGGGGAAGUGUUGAGUUUUUGCUUCGAGUUCGUGCCGCAGCUGCUGUUCCUGCUGCUGCUGAUUGGCUACUUGAACUUCAUGGUGGUGCUCAAGUGGGUGUCGCCGCGCAGCAGCAACAAGCCCAACUUGAUCAGCAGCAUCAUCAACAUGUGCAUGAUGGGCGAAGUGGCUCCGGAGGAGCAGCUCUAUGCGCACCAGCAGACCGUCGAGCGCGUGCUGCUGCUGCUGCUGCUGCUCACCAUCCCCGUCAUGCUGCUCGUCAAGCCCACCGUGCUGCUCCUCCGCAGCAAACGCGCAGCAGCAGCAGCAGCGGCGGACAAGCAGCAGCAGCGCGCCGCCGCCCCCGGCCACGACGCCCUCGACGCCGCCGAAAACGGCAACGCCGCCGCUGCUGCUGCAGACGCGCCCCCGCAGCAGCAGCAGCAGCAGCAGCAGCAGCAGGAGGAACACGAAGGCGCGGGGGACUUGUUCAUAUUUCAAAUGAUCGAAACCAUCGAGUUCGUGCUCGGAACUGUCUCCAAUACUGCUUCUUACUUGCGGUUGUGGGCGCUUUCGCUGGCCCACCAGCAGCUGUCGCUGGUGUUCUACUCGCAGACUGUAGUGCGGGCGCUGACGCUGUCGGAAGACACUGCUGUUGUUGCUGCUGCUCUCUUUCUGGUCUUCAGCCUCUUCGCAUGCAUCACUUUCGGAGUUAUUUUGUGCAUGGAUUUGCUGGAAGUGGCGCUGCAUGCGCUGCGGCUGCAGUGGGUGGAGUUCCAGAACAAGUUCUACAAGGGCGACGGCCACAAGUUCGAACCCCUCGACUUCCUCCUCGUCGUCAAGAGAAAAGCAGCUUAA
This is a messenger RNA of Eimeria tenella, 1533 nucleotides long. RefSeq lists its product as uncharacterized. Gene Ontology annotation, molecular function: ATPase binding; proton-transporting ATPase activity, rotational mechanism. The transcript is spliced from 4 exons. Gene Ontology annotation, cellular component: vacuolar proton-transporting V-type ATPase complex; proton-transporting V-type ATPase, V0 domain. Bases 1 to 1533 code for a protein of 510 amino acids. The record is from RefSeq and is a predicted model, not a curated record. Gene Ontology annotation, biological process: vacuolar acidification; proton transmembrane transport. Lineage: Eukaryota; Apicomplexa; Conoidasida; Eucoccidiorida; Eimeriidae.